Guillardia theta CCMP2712 is the source of this 294-nucleotide messenger RNA. RefSeq lists its product as hypothetical. NCBI's taxonomy places the organism in Eukaryota, Cryptophyceae, Pyrenomonadales, Geminigeraceae. Gene Ontology annotation, cellular component: endoplasmic reticulum membrane. The transcript has 3 exons. Gene Ontology annotation, molecular function: protein folding chaperone. Gene Ontology annotation, biological process: protein insertion into ER membrane. The record is from RefSeq and is a predicted model, not a curated record. The coding region runs from base 1 to 294 and encodes 97 amino acids.
AUGCAGGGUGCCAAGAGACCGGAUCUUGUCCGGCCUUAUACUCCACCUCCUCCCAUCCCUCAAGAGGAACUUCCUCCAGACUACAUGGCUCUUCUGUCUCUUCUCUUUGGUUUACUUGGACUUCUGCUUAAGUAUAAGAUUUGUUCCUGGCUAGCGCUGUAUGCUUGUCUCUCUUCUGUUGCCAACGUCAAGAAAUCUGAGGUCGACCUGAAACAGAUUGCUUCAAGCCUCAUAUUCGCGCUCAUGGGGCUCUCCAUGAAUUAUUUCAAGCACCAGCGCGAGCUUCCGGUGUAG